AUGUUAGAAUAUUGGUCUGGAGAAGAUCCUGAAGAAUGGAUUAGAGAUUUUAGGCAAUAUUGUGAAGCAUUUGAACUUGAUUCACUUGCAGAUGCUCAAACCAAAAUAAGAAUUUACAGAUUUUUUGAGACUUGUUUGAAAGAUGAUGUAAAAGAUUGGUAUGAAACAAGUUUCAAGAAUAAAAAUUGGGAAUUGCAAAAUAUUAGUAAUAAUACCAACUUGGCCAAUCUUAGAGCUAUUAAUAAAUUAGCUAACAAUAAUACAUUGCAUAAUAUCAAUGCUAAUCAGUUUGGAGGUGGAGCUCUUCAAAUAAGAAAUAUAGUUCCAGCUGACAACAAUACAAUUGCUAUACCAUUAGUGCUAGCACAUACUGUUUUUGAUGAAGAUUGA
This is a messenger RNA of Acaulospora morrowiae, 390 nucleotides long. The record is from the annotation of a GenBank genome assembly. Lineage: Eukaryota; Fungi; Glomeromycota; Glomeromycetes; Diversisporales; Acaulosporaceae.